Messenger RNA from Cordyceps militaris CM01, 1692 nucleotides. Its product is annotated as Acyl-CoA N-acyltransferase. Bases 1 to 1692 code for a protein of 563 amino acids. The record is from RefSeq and is a predicted model, not a curated record. NCBI's taxonomy places the organism in Eukaryota, Fungi, Ascomycota, Sordariomycetes, Hypocreales, Cordycipitaceae. The transcript has 2 exons. Gene Ontology annotation, molecular function: acyltransferase activity, transferring groups other than amino-acyl groups.
AUGCCAGCCACUGUAAAGGGGUGGCGGCCUGUCGAGGUUCAAACCGACGAAACCCUGCCUGAGAAUUUCGUGGGCCUUCUCGAUUGGGUGCUAGACGAAUCUGUCGUGGCAGAUGAUGAAGAUUUGAGCCACCAUGUUAGCCGGUGUCCCAGCCAAGCUGCCGAGAAUCACGGCUUGACGUCCAGAAAGGUCAGCGGCCAAGAUCAGCAGGAGAGCCAAGCCAAGGCCAAAAACAUUCCGCCUGCGGAAAGCCCGCUCUCUAAUGCUAUGGCUAUUGAGGGCAGAAUGAAAGACGAGAGCACCAACAAGGACGAGGGCCAGGCCACGAGCCCAGCUGACCCCGACCACAUCUCAGUCUCAUCGGUCAACACGGCACCGAGAAUACUUCUGAAGGUAGCGGAGAAGGGGAAAAUUUCUUCGGAAGAAUUCCGUGAGCAAGAUCUGGCAAGCCCUGACAAAGAUCUGGCUUCUUCGUGGAGCGUCAGCGCGAUAGGAGAAGACCCGACUACACCGCCGAAGGGGGCUCCUCUAACGGAGAGACCUUGCCAAGGAGGAGGCUCCCCCACGAUCGAGGUGUUGCACUCGUUGAGUAAGCCACGUUCAUUGUCCGUUGCUGCAUGGGUUCUAGACACCACGGACGCACCAGUGCCCAAUCUCGUUCUCCCCAAAGCGACCAACGCUUCCACCCACUGUUGCGCGAUUGAUCCCGAGAGUGGAACAUUUCUCCCUGCAAUAGAUUACCCAGAGACCCGAAAGAAUCACCAACUGGAAUCGCAAUCGGAGCCAGGAUGGUGUCGGGGUAACAUGACUUCGGGUAUGCAGAUCAAUCGGGAGAUGAAAGUCAGAGCGAAGCUUGCCGAGCGCGCCAAGGAAAGACUGCAUAUAUCUGCCCAGAUCAAUGAACAAGGAACUGUGAUGGAGGAACAGGAAACCUCUUUCCCCAAAGCAUACUGUGCAAUUCGACCAGCAACAGACAAUGACGUUGGCGGGAUAUUGGACAUCCUCAAGCUGGAGCGACAAUGUAAUGCGGAGGAUAACAACAAACCCUCAACUGGCAUAACAAAGUUGGAGGUUUUGAGAUAUUUCAACCUAUGCAAAAAAGAGCGCCGGCCGUUCAUUAUCGCAACCGGUCCCGAAGACGACCUUUUGGAUCAGUCAAAAUGGCCUCCCGGUGCUGACAGGGCGUACCAGGAAUAUGUCGAAUAUCGGAGCAAAUCCUCAAAGCCGAAGGCUACAAUUGUUGGUUUCGCCUUUGCCAUGCCACGACAGUCACCAAGUCUCGAGGUGCAGGGCAUUCGUGUCGACCAUUCCUGUUAUGUUACCCUGAUGGUCCAUCCCGACCACAGGAACAAGAAGUAUGGAUCCGCACUCUUGGACAGAAUUUUAACAUCUGUAUCUCCCAUCCAUCGUAGCCUGAUCGACUUUGAAUGGAAGUGUGAUGACCCGACUGACAUCUAUGAGCAAAUUGCUUCCAACAAUACGCAGCAGUACGCUCGAGUUAUCGUCGAGUUCCUUGACGCCCAUGACGAAAGCCAGAGGAAGUUGUCAGGAAAGAAGUUAUUGGAGAAGUUUGGAUUUUCUCGGGCGGGGCACUUGACCUGUCUGAAGAGUGAGACUCGUGACGGCAAGAGGCACUGGUUGGACCUCUUCAUUUGGGAGCUUGAGGCUCAAUCCCUCGACAAUGUUCGGUAG